UUAAAUGACAGCCGUCGCCCAGCCACUGGCUUGUUUGUGCUUUCCCACCCCAACCAGUUAGUUUCCCCUGGACGUCGUAAGCGCACACCCCGAGGACUUGCAAGCGGUCAUGUCGGCCAGCUGGGACGAGGAGGACCGAAGACCGGAGCACGGAGGGAAAGAGUCACACAGGGACGCAGCCAACGCUCGCGAAAGGGCCAGGAUGAGGGUGCUGAGCAAAGCCUUCUCCAGGCUGAAGACCACCCUGCCCUGGGUACCCCCCGAUACCAAGCUGUCCAAGUUGGACACCCUGCGGCUGGCCUCCAGCUACAUCUCGCACCUCAGGCGACUGCUCCAGGACCACUCCCUGGAUGACGCUUACGUGAAGACCGCCAGUCUGACCUGGCCAUUUGGGAUGUCGGGACACUCGGAGGACGAGGACUCUCAUUCCAAGACCACCACGAGACUUUGCGACGCAACAGCUUGAACACAGUAUGGCCCCUGCCUGAGCGUUUCGUGGUGACAUCACAGACAAAAGACAGUACGCCGGCCCCUCCUAUGCUCAGAGAGCCUAAAACUCGCAAGAUUUGAGGCUUAUUUUGAAUAAAACGUUUUGUUUUUUUUUUUUGCUCCCAGGGGUUCCCUUUCACAACAAAUGCCAAGUCCUUGUUCUAUGGUUAUCAUUCCACUGUCGCUGAGACAUCCUUUCCAUGCUCAAUUGGUUGAAGUUUGGUGAGAUUUGGAGCACAUUUGGUGGCGCCAACAAACAAGGGGAAGGGUUUUCAUCGGGUGGGAGUUAAACUCGCAGCUGUCGGUGAGAUUCCCACAAGCGGGAGCGAUGCGAGGCGACUCUCGAGAGACUUUUAAUGAGCUUCCUUUCUCACACUGGCACAAACAUGAAGAGCCGGCGAGCAAACGGCUCCGAUGUACACUUAAAGUGGUGUCAUCCAUCAGCAUAACAAGGUGAUGAUAGGGACGGAUGGAGUGGACCUCCUCUCAUGGCUUUUUAUUUCAUAAGUGCAUUGAGACGUCAGGUGCUACAGCACUGACAUCUAGUGGGGAAAAAAACAGAAGUGCAAGCUUAGAAAAAAAAAUUAAGCAUGUGUCCGGUCAGUCAUUGGAAGAAGUGUCGACCAAAUUAACGGUAAAAGAAGAAAAAGGCAUAAUU
Hippocampus comes (tiger tail seahorse) is the source of this 1147-nucleotide messenger RNA. RefSeq names its product musculin (activated B-cell factor-1) (gene msc). Gene Ontology annotation, biological process: developmental process; regulation of transcription by RNA polymerase II. Gene Ontology annotation, molecular function: DNA-binding transcription factor activity, RNA polymerase II-specific; RNA polymerase II transcription regulatory region sequence-specific DNA binding; protein dimerization activity. Lineage: Eukaryota; Metazoa; Chordata; Actinopteri; Syngnathiformes; Syngnathidae. The coding region runs from base 110 to 466 and encodes 118 amino acids. The transcript is spliced from 2 exons. The record is from RefSeq and is a predicted model, not a curated record.